Molecule: messenger RNA, 1215 nt
Organism: Tripterygium wilfordii
Lineage: Eukaryota; Viridiplantae; Streptophyta; Magnoliopsida; Celastrales; Celastraceae
Exons: 3
Coding region: 12-800 (262 amino acids)
Biological process (GO): DNA replication; DNA repair; DNA recombination
Cellular component (GO): nucleus
Molecular function (GO): DNA binding
Source: RefSeq, a predicted model, not a curated record
AGUUUACAUGCAUGGCAAGAAUUACAAGUAUUGACAUCAUUGAUGGCUGGUGGUAUCCUACAUGUCCAAAGUGUGGAGGUACAACGAAGCCAUGGAAACAUUCAAACUUAUGCUCUCUAUGUAAUGUUAUUGACGAGGCGCCAAUCCCAUGCUAUAUUCUGAACACCACUGCUGAAGAUGAGAUAGGCCAAGCUCUAUUUAUGAUUUUUGACCGCCUGGCAGAGAAGCUAAUUGGAGUUUCAGCAAGUACACUUACAUCUGCAAACAGCGCCAAUCGAUAUGUCCUGCCACAAAUGAUCAAAGAUAUCUACCAUAAUUUACACACGUUCCAAGUAACAAUAAACACUAACAACAAGAAGAUGAAGUCCAUUUGUUUCAAAGUGACAAAAAUCUUCGAUGGUGCAGUGUUUGCUCAGGUUAAGGAGGAGAAGCAGCCUGGGAUUUUUGAGACAGUGAAGCCAAUCAUAACAGGCAACAAAAUAGAAGAUGUUCUAUCUCAGGAGUCAGCUUUCUCAAACAGCCAGCCUGUGAAUGAAUCGUCAAGGUUGCAGGAUGACAUACAAGUCCAUACACCGCAAAAAUCAAGGUCAACCACUCCUAGGAAGGCGAAGAAAAACUUAACAACAAUCCAUCUUGAUGAAUCAAACUCUGAUGAUGAGCCUAUAUCUGUGUUAUUCCAAAGAAAUCUCAAGAGAAAUAAAAGGGAAAUUCUAACAAUAGAAGAGCCAGUGGACAAUAUAAAAAAACAAAGGAAUAGUGCUGUGCAAAAAAAGAAGAAAGGGAAAAAGCAAGCAAAAUGAAAAUCCUUUGAAGUUUUGGUCAGGCAAUGCACAGUUUCCAUCAUGGUUGAUUGGUUGUGAUAAAUUUUGGUAUGCUUAAUUUGGAUCUCUGCUGCUGCUUCUUAUAUCUGAUGCAGCCUUAUAUGUAAGAUCCUUUGAUGAUGCCAUCAGCAUUUUUGUCAGGCAUCCAGUAGUUCCAAUGAAGAAUGAGUGGCUGUAAUAUAUUUUGCCACACCUAUUUUGAUCUCUGCUGCGUCUGUUUAUCUCUAAUGCAGCCUUAAAUGUAAAGUCCUUUGAUAAUGCCAUCACAGUUGUUGCUAGGCGUUCAAGACUUUUAAUCACAGGGGAAUGAUUAUCAUAUAUUUUGUCAUACUUAUUUUGGAUAAUUCCUUCCCCUGCUCAUGUCAUGCAAAAUUCUAUGUAAAUGUUUUUCGCA